UGAAAAAUGGGAUUUUUAUGCUUUAAAUGCUCGCUAUAGGUACAAAUGCUGUGAUUAUGUUAAGCACAAAGGCAUUCUGUUCCUAGUGGUACAAAUAAAAUAAGCAGUGCGAUCGGUAUUCAGUGAUGAUGGCCUCGUCUUUGCACCACGGAAACAUGGAUCACCUAGAGCACCAGGACGAGCAUGAGCUCCAGAUGAACCUUUCGAAAGAACUGCUUCGCAGCGGGAUCGCAUCCGUUGAAAGUAGUGCGAUCCAGUUUAUAGCAUCAGCGCCCGUCGGCAACCACACGCGGGAGCAGGAAUACAUCGAAUCGAGUCUUCUCGGGACUGACCUCCUGUCCAGCCACCUUCCGACGCAUACGCUGAACGAUUAUAUCACCUCCGUACCCUGCAGCAGCACUAGCAGUCUAAACAGUUUACAGCCCACCAUGCUGGAGCACCACUACCGUACGUUUCUAUCGGAUGACCUACAAUCAUUGGUCGAAGUGAGCGGAAUCCAACCGUCCUCCGAUCCAGCGGAUAGAAAAUUGUUCCAACAAUAUGGCAACAAGUCUUCGACCAACACGUUGGGAUCAAGUAAUGAGACGGCAGUGAUUGUAACCGGAUCAAAGGAAAUACCUUCCUUCGGGACAAUCACGACGUACGAUAAAUUGUUAAAUAUGGCGCAACCACCUUCUCCCAUCCCUGGCGGACUAGUACAAAUAAGUGGUGCAAUUGAUGGCUAUGUACAUUUCGCUCCUCCGGCGUGCGAGACGUACGACAUGAUAGGGAGCUCUAUUACUACCAGCCACCAUCAUCAGGAACAGCACGAUAUACACAAUCCUUAUGGCCUUCAUCAUCUACAUCAUCACACUCAGCAUCAUCAUCACCAACAACAGCAACAGCAUACCCAGAAUGCCAAGGAGCUUCCAGUUAUGGUAAACACUUCUAUAGCUUUAGGUCCAACAUUCAUUCCCUGCAGUCAAAGCUCGCUACAGCCAUCAGAUGCUAACACAAUGAAGCUGCUAAGCAAUACAAUCAUUCCUGUCACAACGAUGGCUGAACCGACUCAUAUACAUGACGGCACAACACUGACGAUAUCUCCAUUGCGGAGUCAACCGGAACACAGUAAAAGUUACUACUCCAGCCCGCAUCUUACAUCAUUUCUGACCAAUAACAAAGAACGUUCCAAUGUGACGCUUGUCGACGCAACAGUACUCAAUGAUAUCGGAUCUGAAGUGAGUGAUGCUGAAGCUCGAAUAGAAGAAGCUGAUACCGAUUGCUUAACAUCGAUGGACAUCGCGUCUCAAACGAUGCCCCUAGCACCACAAGAAAGCAUUAAUCUGCCUCAUAAAAAACGGUUGUCUAAAAAACUCGGCGAUACUAAGGAAGCGUCGAGUAGUGGCGAAUCUAUUCAACCCACCAGUGUCUCAAACGAAACGAGAGUCACCGUGAUUGCGAGUGAGUCAACGGUAAUGUCCGAUGAUGCGUCUCAGCAGCCUUCUAUUCUGCAAUCCGGCAGGAUCCAACCUGAUGACACGACGAAAUCGAAUGAAUCGCUACCACGACAAGAACCUGCAACCAUCGUUUGCUUUUCCUGUCAACUGUGCGGACAAUUGUUUCAAGAUCAGUUACUGUUUUUCACGCAUCUAAAAACACAUUACGAACCGGAGAUCGUCGGUCCCAAGAAGGAUACUGCCGCGGGGAAGGGAAUUACAGUGAAUAGCUCAAACGAUCUGGCCGAGAGCAUUGAUGCAUCGCAAUUGGAGGGCAAAAAACCUAAACCGAAGUUGCCUCGUGUUAAGCACACGAAAAUGCUGAAAACUGAUCGUAUGUUCAAAGACUCCACUGCAGGUGUUCCAACGCAGCAGAACUGCGAAGGUGAGAACAGUGUUACAUCGAGCCAGAUACAGACGAAACCAGUUUUAAGUUGUACGCAAAGUGCUUCCAUCAAUAGUAAUGGUAUCGAGCUAGAUUCUGGUGAGUUUAGCGAUACUGAGGAUAUGCUCGAAGGCAUACGGAAUGUUGUACAGCAAACGGUCGAUAAGGAUCCAACUGAAGAAUCAUGCUUUAAUAUAGAGCCGAAACAAUGGUUUACUUCUUCGGUCACGGAGAAUUCUGAGGGUAUUGGCGAAAAGGAAAAAAUGCUCGUUCCAAGUACGGUUGAAGGAACGGCCACGUUGCAAAGUCGUAAUGCCAGUACAAAUCAAAGUGCGAGCGCUUCUUCGUUCGACAUGCUUUUCAACAAAUCACAACUAAACAAAGGUGGACUCGUAGAGACUCUGGAAACAACGGACUAUCAGUCAUUGCAAACGACGCCUGUGGUCGAACUACAACAAUCGAACAAAUGCGAUCUCCAAUUGGAGCCAAUUGGAACCAAAUGGCUUAUGGAUAACGGGGUCAAGACAGUGGCUACGGAUUCCCCAGCAUUGUUAGCAUAUACUCAGAGCCUUAUGCCAUCGAUGGAGCAGAUAACCGAAUCGUUUUCUAAAAUUCAGGAAGUGGUGUCGAAUCACACCGAUCCAUCUCAAGUUGCUUCCAUCCGUUGCAUCCCUUUGCCACAUUUAAGGAACUCGGUAGAAAGUCAAGACGAAGGCAGUGCUCAAUCCAUGUAUACGAGUGCCACACCUGCCGCAGAUGGCGAAGAGGAACAAACUGCAAUUUCGAUGGAUGCUCCUCUAGACGACGCUAUGGAAGAGGAUGGUUAUGAAGAUGGUGAAUGCGACAGUGAAGAAUUGGAUAAUCUAUCAGCCACUGAACCCGAACCAGUGCUUGACCAGACUGAAGAUAAUGUAAAACUAUCGAAUAAGAGAAACACAAAAGGGAAACGGAAAAGCCGUAAAGUACAACCGGGUGGCAAGAGUGACACUACUGGCAACAACCAGUCGAAAUCGACCAAAUAUCUCUGCCAAGUGGAUGGAUGCGGACGACAGUUCAACUCUAACACGGCUUUCCAGUAUCACCGUUUACAGCACACUGGCGAGCGGCCUUAUAAAUGUGCUGUUUGUGGAAAAUGUUUCAUCACCUGUAGCGCUCUGAAGGUUCACGAACGGUUGCAUUCUGGGGAAAAGCCAUACAAAUGCGAUCAAUGUGGCCAUUGCUUCCGGCAGUGGGGUGACUUGAAGUAUCACAAAAUUUCGAUCCACUCGAACGAGAAAAGCCACAAGUGUGAAUUCUGUGGGAAACAGUUUGCUCGCCGUUAUUCCCUUUCCCUGCAUCGGCGGAUUCAUACGAACGAGAAAAACUUCAUCUGCGAGUACUGCAAUAAAGCGUUUCGGGCGAGCACGUACCUGCAGACGCAUCGGAGAAUACAUACGGGCGAAAAGCCACACCAAUGUACGAUAUGUAAUAAGAAAUUCCGCUGCCACGGUGACAUUAAUAGGCAUUUAAAAACACACGAGCGCACCAAGGAUAAAGGCAAACAGCAAGCACAACCGAUCGCUGAUACGGAUGGUGCACCGAAAGUGUCUCAAACACAGAAGCGUUCAAAUGUAAUUGAUUUGACUAAAUCAAAACCGAAAAGAGCUAAGAAGACGGCGGCGAAAGCCACCGCACUCGAGUAAAAGGACCCCGAAUUAGGACAGAACGUAUGAACAAAUGAGAAUAAAUUUUAAAUUUAAUUAUAAUACAACAUGCAGGUCCAUUUCCCAUUUUUAU
Anopheles darlingi is the source of this 3636-nucleotide messenger RNA. RefSeq lists its product as uncharacterized. Bases 126 to 3542 code for a protein of 1138 amino acids. Gene Ontology annotation, biological process: regulation of DNA-templated transcription. Gene Ontology annotation, molecular function: DNA-binding transcription factor activity, RNA polymerase II-specific; RNA polymerase II cis-regulatory region sequence-specific DNA binding. The transcript has 4 exons. The record is from RefSeq and is a predicted model, not a curated record. NCBI's taxonomy places the organism in Eukaryota, Metazoa, Arthropoda, Insecta, Diptera, Culicidae.